AUGAACCGGCUCUGGAACAUCAGGCGCAUGGACCCCCUGCGGGGCUCCCCAAAGUGGGUCCCAACGCUGGGAGAGCUGCAGAAGACCCUCCAGAAGGGCGAGUACCUGCCCCUCCGCCCGCUGCCCAUGUUCGAGAGUAACUUUGUGCAGGUGACCAAUCGAGGGAGCCCUGUGUACGUGCACCACGGCGCCAACCGGCUGACCAUGGGCGUGGCCGCCUCCCUGCCAGGCCUGGUGCUGCCCGACAUGCUGCUGAUCGCGCGGCCCCCCGAAGGCCGGGAUGGCCCCAACGUCGUCCUCACCAGGAUGAUCCCCCUGGACCUGGCCCAGCUGUACGUGCACGACCUGACCGCCUGGCGCCUGAAGCUGCGCCUGGUCACUGGCCACUACUACUACCUGGAGCUGGACGCCCCCGACAGCGAGGUGGCCUUCCUGUUCAACCGCUGGAUCCGCCUCAUCAACCUGCUCCAGGAGCCCAGCACCACCUGGGUGCCCAGGGCUGCCCACACGCCCAGCUUGGGCCUGGCCAGCGCCACUGCACCUGCCUCCACCUGGCGCCUCCAGGGCCCGCCCCACAGUCAGCGCUCAGUCAUGAUCGCCCAGCCCACCUUUCCUUACGCGGUGCUGACGCCCCAGAAGCAGAAGAAGGCCAAGACCCUCAAGCGCAGAUUCAAGUCCCAGGCGGUGGGCGACUCGAUGCCGCUCAUCUGGUCGAAGCUGGAGCCCGCGGCGGCCGAGGAGGCGCCCGGCGAGAAGACCGCCUUGGCGAUGCCCUUGCCGCGGAAGCGGGCGUCCACCGACAUGCGCAGCAGCUCCACCGUGUUGUCCGCCUCGUGGGCCCGCGCCGCCACGAUGCCCACCACGUUGCCGUCCAGCACGGCCACCCAGAAGCAGGAGCCUGCGGAAGACGGGGCGUCAGGCCGGGACGGGAGCCCCGCCCCCCGCCGGGACACAGGAGGCCCCUCCCGCCCAGAGAAGCCCAGCAUCACCAUCAGGACCAUCUUCAGCAUCAUCUCCAACACCGUCACCAGCUCGCAGUCCUCGGCCAAGGCAGCUACCGGCCGCGGCCCGCGGGGAGGGGCCUUGCUGGAGCCAACCACAGGCUGUGUCCAGCCCGACAGCCACAGUGCAUCCCUGCUGGGCUCCUAUGACCACCUGGACCAGCGACUGUGGCAGCAGCACAUCCAAGACCUCAUGGACCCCGAGUCCAGCACCCUGUCCUCUUCCUCUCUGGGCCCUGCUGCUCCAGCGCCAGCUCUGUACCUGGCCACACCUGGUCCCUUCCCCCGACACGAGAAGGGCAGGCCUUUGGAGUCCAGGCAGAGGGUAACGCGGCCGCCCUCGCAGAAGGGCCCCCAGCUCCCAGCCGCCUCACGGAAAGCACCCUUCCUCCUCGACCGGUCGCACAAGAUCCCGGCUGUGCACGCACCAUUCAAGAAGGGGUCCAGCGGAGCGCCCGGCAAGGCCCUGGGGCCACCAGCCGCCCCGCAGAAGGCCCUGGCCGCCCCACCCCGGAAGGGGCCCCCCGCCUUGGCCACUGCCCACGGGGCCCCCUGCACCCCUGCCCCAGCCCGGAAGGCCCGCCCUGCCUCCCCGAAGGGCCCGGGCAGGCGCGCCCGAUCUCAGAAGGCCCCGCCUGUGCCAGCUGUUUCCCCGAAGGCCGUGUCCCCCCCAGUCCUCCACCGGAAACCGCCGUUCCGACCUGCCCCACCCCAGAGGGCUGCGGGUCCCGCCGCCACCUGCCCUGUGGCGUGGGACCCCGCAGGCCGGGGGCUGCUGCCCAGAGGCGCGGUGGGGGAGCCGCCAGAGCCCCACCCACCUGAAGCGAAGCCUGGGCCAGUGGCCCUCGUGGGCACCCGGGAGGAGGAGGUGGUGGAGGUGAGGGCAGAGCAAACCUCCCUGCAGCUGCCGGAUGGCACGACCAAGGUGGACUCGGUGAAGGUGGUGGUCAGCAGAGCCCACGAGCUCUCCCUGGGCGGCUGGAAGAGCAAGGGGAAGCUGGAGGACGUGACCAUCACCAAGAAGGAGGAGACAGUGCUGGACAUGCCCGGCUUCAAGGCCAAGCGGCUGGGGCAGCAGCACAAGUGGGUCAAGACCCAGGAGCUGGCCCUGGACGGGGCCGCGCAGGAGCACAGCAGGCCCUUCUCGGUGGAGGGGCUCGCCCUGGCCAAGCUGAUGAUCAUGGCCAACUGUACGGAGCCGCCCCUCAGGCCGCCGGUGGUGGGCCUGCCCUCCUGGCUGUCCAUCCCCCAGGCGUCCUCCCUGGCAGUGAAGGACCCCCAGCCUUCAGUGGCGGCUGAGGGGCCCGCGCGCUCAGCCUCCAGGAAGCCGACUUUCCAGGCGCCCCCCGCCAAGCUGGCCUCCAGCGGCCCCAAGAAGACUGGGAUCUCUGAGGCUCCCAUCCCUCUGCCUGCAUUGAGGUGGGAGGACACAGUGUCCCCAGCCCCCAGCUCACCGAACCCCAUCCCACAGAUGGAGAUGAGGAUGUCCCCACAGCACAAGGGAGGACCCCCAGAUUUGGAGGGGGCACAGAAGCAGCGCCCCCUGGCUACAGUGGGGUCUGCCUCAGAGAUCCUCUUGCCCUCGCUCCUGGACAUCACAGGCACCAACCAGGAGGGCCUGGACACAGGCCUGCUCCUGCCCAGGUACUGA
This is a messenger RNA of Condylura cristata (star-nosed mole), 2652 nucleotides long. It is a transcript of the gene GARIN5B, whose product is annotated as family with sequence similarity 71, member E2. Bases 1 to 2652 code for a protein of 883 amino acids. The transcript is spliced from 10 exons. The record is from RefSeq and is a predicted model, not a curated record. Gene Ontology annotation, cellular component: nucleus. NCBI's taxonomy places the organism in Eukaryota, Metazoa, Chordata, Mammalia, Eulipotyphla, Talpidae.